Dovyalis caffra is the source of this 636-nucleotide messenger RNA. Lineage: Eukaryota; Viridiplantae; Streptophyta; Magnoliopsida; Malpighiales; Salicaceae. The record is from the annotation of a GenBank genome assembly.
AUGUUCUGCAAGGAAGUGGAAGACUGUGGCCACCACCACCACCACGAGAACAAGCGCCACCGCUACAUAUUCAUAGGCAUUCUUGCCUUCAUCAUCACCAUUCUGGUGGUAAUCUUCCUUGUAUGGAUCAUUUUACAGCCCCACAAGCCUAGGUUCAUCCUUGAAGAUACUACCAUCUAUGGCUUGAAUCUUUCAGACCCAAAUUUCCUUUCUUCUAACAUGCAAGUUACCAUAGCUACCAAAAACCCCAACGACAAGGUUGGUAUAUUCUAUGAAAAGCUUGACAUUUAUGCUUCUUAUCAUAACCAACAGAUAACCCUGGCAACUGAACUACCUACGACAUACCAAGGUCACAAUGAUUUCUCAGUGUGGUCUCCUUUUCUGAAUGGUAAUGUUGUGCCAGUGUCUCAAUCUCUUGCUGUUUCUCUUAGCCAAGACGUGAAUGCUGGGUUUGUGCUGUUGAAUGUCAAGAUUAAUGGGAAUCUAAAAUGGAAGGUUGGUUCUUGGUUGUCUGGCAAGUACCGAAUAUUCGUGAAUUGCCCAGCUUACAUAACUCUUGGCAGCCAGAGUAAUGGAAUCAAUGUCGGAACAGGGAUCAAGUAUCAGAUUGUACAACAUUGUCAUGUUGAUGUAUAA